Messenger RNA from Electrophorus electricus (electric eel), 2420 nucleotides. It is a transcript of the gene tex264a, whose product is annotated as testis expressed 264, ER-phagy receptor a. NCBI's taxonomy places the organism in Eukaryota, Metazoa, Chordata, Actinopteri, Gymnotiformes, Gymnotidae. Gene Ontology annotation, cellular component: autophagosome membrane; nucleus; endoplasmic reticulum membrane. The record is from RefSeq and is a predicted model, not a curated record. Gene Ontology annotation, biological process: protein-DNA covalent cross-linking repair; reticulophagy.
GACUCUGUGUUGUGGGAAAUAAGCGGUCUGCUCUGUCAAUAGUCCGCCACGAGAAUAAUGUUUGCUUGAGGACCGGUCCCUUCACAGUAACUAAGGAUUUUCAGUGUUUAAACUCGUUUAGCGUUUAACUGUCCGGCACAUUUAAUAAUUGCUGCCUAACAUCUCAAUAAUCGAAGGUUGUGCGUUCGCUUACCCACAACAUAAAAACAGGAUAACCGAAAAAAAAUGUCCGACUUUGUCAUUCUAACGUUGAUUUUAUUUUUGGUCAUUUGUCUGAUUUUGACCGUUGCUGGUUUCUUGUUUUACUCCGGGCUUCUCUCUGAGAUCGUCAUUCGGACCGGAUCACCCCCGGUCAAAAAGCUUACGAUUGCAUACAAAUUCAAAAAAGGAUCUUACAAGGACAGCGGAACUGUUUUCACCGAAAGCUGUAGUAUUUGUCCAAAGCUGUGUUCUGUCGGUGUAUAUUACGAUGACCCAAAUCAGACUCAAGCCGAUUGUUGCCGCUACGCAGUGGGAAGUAUUCUGAGUGAGUGUGAGGAGAAGCCCGAUGAAGAGCUGCAGCGUCUAUAUGAGAAGUUUGGGUUUAGGGUCAUCUCCUUCCCAGAGGUCUCCUGCGCUGUCAGUACCUCUUUCCCUAACAGAUGUCCCCUGUCCCCUAUCUGUGGGGCAUACAGAGUCUACCCUGAACUCAGUGCCUACAUAACGGAGCGGAGAUUGUCUGCAUACCCCUUCCUGGAGAUAUGUAAGGGAGAUGUGAUUCACUAUAUGUGCCCAGUGGAAGACCAGAAGAGCUUUUUUGUGCCUGAACUGAUCGAGAACCAAGAAAAAGAGAAUGCAGAGGAUGAGAAAGACAAUGAUGUCACAGAGACAGGUGAAAGCCGUGAGAUUCAGAACAGUCCAUUGAUGCAGGAGGCAUGUGCUGAGAUCCCAGACAUGGCAGGGGCUCCAAUCUCACUACACCAGAAUCCUGAGCAGGAUGAGGGAGAUGCACAAAGCGAAGAGGGGAACCAGGGGACCAAGGGCUCGAGUGAGUCUGUAGACAGUGGAUCCUCCUUUGAAGAACUAGACAUGGACAUGGAGGAAGAGGCGAAGGAGAAAAAAGAUGGAAAGAAAGAUGAUGUGGAGGACAAUGAAGAAAAAGCAUGAUGAGGAGGGGAGAACUAAUGGAUAAAUUGUGUGUGUGUGUGUGUGUGUGUGUGUGUGUGUGUUGGAAGUAGUUAGUGAAAAGUAUUUGGUUCCAGGAGGGCCAUUAAAGCUAAAAUGCAUUUGAUUUUUCAGUUUCAUUGAUAAAAUCGAACUGUUACUCAAACUCAAAGGCCAUAUACUUUAUAUAGUCCCCUAAACAAAUAUAAAUGGGCCAUAUUCUUCAAACAUGUAAUUACACAUUUCCAGCCACAUGUAGUAAUCUAUGUCGUAGUUUCACAUCAUAAAUUUAGGCUAGACCUCUGUAUUUGUCUCAAGGAUUUAGUCGUGGUCUGGGUCUGCAUGUACAGGUUGUGGUUUUGACUACAUGUCUGAUUUAACUUUAAAGUACCAAAUAUGUGAGUGUGGCAUUUCACCAGUUGGUCAUGUAAUUAAGUAGUCUAGCCUGAGCACCUUAGACAAGAAAGGCAUGUCCCCAGACCACAGACUUAGUCUACUAAUAUCUGAAUCUUCUUCAAAUAUGUGCCUACUAUGACUGAGUCAUAUUAAUCUUGUUUCUAACAAAAACCUUUAUUGUACCUUUAAUGCAACGGGAAAACAAAAAGUAAUAUUAUAUUCCCAUACAGUCAGAACCAGCCUUGGUCUCUCUACUUUUGAAAUUGUCUUAUUCCAUUGUAUUACAAAGACUGUCCAUCUGUCAAUCUAUAUGUAUAAAAUUAAUCUAAUGUAGAAAAAAAUAAGAAUUUGAUUCUGAUGAUGAAUUGACCAUUUUUUAUUGUCAGAUUUAAUAGGUCAGUUUAGCUAAUUGAUUUAUUGAUGCAGUUAAAAGGAGGUAAUGGCUGAGUGUGUGUGUGUGUGUGUGUGUGUGUGUGCUAUUGUUGUUGAUAAAGACUUCAUGGCUCCUUACACACCCACCCACAUCCUUCUUGCAUGUGACAGAUUUGUUUGUUGUUGACAAACAUUAUCAAAGACAACAUGAAGUAAAUGACAAAAAUAACAGUGUAAUCCUUUUCUCUGUGUACCAUGUCCCUGUGUUGCUGUGAUCAUGUGUGUUGUAUAUGCCACCAACAGAAGGGACUGUGUAUAGGUAUAAUGACAGUCUAGGCUUCAUGAUGUAUCUUUUACAAGUGUAGGUUCUUAUAUGAUCUUGGAUAUCUAUUUAACAUGAUAAUUAUCUCAGUAUUUUGAUACUGCGCAUAGUUGUUUUCCUGUUGCUUGAAACAGUCUUGACUAUGUGUCUGUCUUUUAUUUGAAUCUAUAAAGCUUGUGUAAAUACA